This is a messenger RNA of Paramormyrops kingsleyae, 6075 nucleotides long. NCBI's taxonomy places the organism in Eukaryota, Metazoa, Chordata, Actinopteri, Osteoglossiformes, Mormyridae. The record is from RefSeq and is a predicted model, not a curated record.
UGUUUAGGGGAAAUGUAGCUGUAACGCCACGAAGUACGUUACCUUUCAAGCGGAACCAAAAUUCUGCAAUAAAAGUGAAACAAGUCUUUAGCAGCAGGUACGGUACGCAGCUGCGGACUCACCGAAGUUUAAAGUUUCACCGCACAUGAACUUGACGCCUCGUCCCUAUUUGACGCUGGACUCCGCCUAUUGUUUACCGGCGGUUGGUUAUGCGGAGACCGGGUCGCUGCCGCCUGCUUUAGCUGCGGAGCCGGAGGCGCGCAGAAGACCGAGCUGCGGUGAUAAAGGUAACGAAGAUAGCCUCCGGUCUUGAUGGCAUGAUGAGAGUGACUCUGAUGAAAAGGAAAAGACGUCUCUUGAAGGCGUGAGACUCCAGGUUUCCCCGUUCAUCUUAGCUAGCAGUACUUCCAGCUUUAAUGGAUUCCUGCAAGUUCAGCCCAGAAGACGUGAGUCGCCCAUUAAGCUGCCCUGUUGGGAGACUCGGCCCCGCUAAAUCCACCAGCAGCAUUGACCAGUUUGUGAGUCACCGUGGUAACGGGGACUCUGCGUAUAGCUCUUUCUCUGGGGGCUCGAGCGCCCCCGAAUAUGGGCCACUUCACCUUGCUGAUGAGCUUGGCUAUGAGGGCUUCCUGGCAUCAGACUUUAAGAGCGCCGUGGACGACCCGUGCUCGGUCCCCAGCUCCCCCUCCAGAAGCGUGGUGCACUGGUACCGCACAGCCGAAAAUGCCCCAGAACCCAGAGUUCCGCACACUUUGGCUUGGAAGAAUUGCAGCUGGGAGCCCCCCCCAGCUCCCCCGGCACGGCUGGACAGCUUUAUAGCAGUUAGGCAUCUGGAAAACUCUGGAGGCAGUUGGAGCCCUAGGGACCAGUCGGCACGGCCCAGAACAGAAUUGGUCCGCAACCUUAGAACUUCACAGGCUAAUCCAAGAAACCCAGUGGAGUAUCAGAGCUUUACCGAGGGACUCCAAUGUGGGAACCAUCGUUACAAGGCUCAGAACCUCAACAGCCUUGUCCAGCACAGAGAGAGCAAUAAGGUUAAGCCUCCUGAGAUCACUGGCGAAAAUACCCAUCUUGCUUGUCUGGACUGGCGAAGUCAGCUUAACAUGGAUGAUCCAGACUAUGUUCAGCAGCAGUGCCAAGGUGACCAAAGCCUAUCUUCAAACAGGAGAGAUGAAGAGGACCUCCAUACAAGCCCAUAUGGUUCUCCGUGCUCCUCAUACCUGUCCAGGGUCGUCCAGCAGAAAAUGGAGCACAAAGAAAAGCAUCACGGCACUUUUAGGCAUCACAACAGCUGCCAACUCAUCUUCUACUCUGGCCCAGAAAAAGGCGUCCCUGCCUUCAAGCCUGACAAAAAGGAGAGGGCUUUUUCUCUCCAGGGACUGGACCAUGCUGACAGGAGUGCAGGGACAGAGAUGACGCAGCCUGUAGCGAACUUGGCUCUCGAUGAGAUCGACAAGGCGACUAUGCCACUGUUGUUUCACCUGGCAGGAGAGAGCAGGGGCACAUUAGUAAGGAAAUCAAAAGGUGAGAUUGAGACUAAUGUUAUCCUCAAGGAAUUAAGACUGGAGAGCAGCCCCAAGGGGCAACUGGGAACCAAAGCCUCUGAUUCUUCUUCAGACUAUGGCUCCAGCAGUGGUGGCACCCGCCAGCUGGAGGUGGCCGUCCAGGUUGGGGGUGGCAGCGGCGCUUCUGCUCUCAGCUCGCCGAACGGUUCACCCAGGAUGACCUCCUGCGACGGCGUGAGAGACACGCAGCCUGUGGUCCUAAUGGAAACUACCUCCAAGAGGACGGAUCUGCACACCACCCCCGUUCCGUUCAAGGUCACACCGGUCCCUGGACACACGACCUCUAUUCAAUUUGCUUCCAAGGUUUCCUCUGAGAAUCCCGAGAGUUUAGAAUCAGGCAUCUGGGGAAAGCAGAAUUUCGCUCAGCUUCAGGUAGCACGAGCUGGACUUCUGAAGAUGCUGAGCCCAGAGCAGAGGAACCUGUGCUAUUCUGAUCCAGACAGUUUGAAUCACAUGGGAGAUGAACCUGCUUACAGAGGGUGCCGCUCAGUGGAUGACCAGCUGGUGGAGCCAGUGAGCAAAGACAAACUGAGCGGACAGGGUCUGGUAGCAGCUAGACGGAAGGUCUUUGAAACCAAAGGCCGUGCCCUGUCAGCUUUCUGCUUCUCCAAAAGCGCACUGAAGCACAUCCAGCGCGAGGCCCUGCAGGCGUACAUGGAGUGUAAGGCAGGCCGCCAAGGCACAGGAGCCCAACCUCCUGAUCGCAGACACUCCAUGGCUGGGAAGGUGGCGGAGUUUGGCCAAAGGUCACUUUGCAGAAAUGCAGAACUCGGGAAGGAGGAGGGCAGGCCCCUUUCUGCAGGCCGCCUGCUGGACCCCCCAGCCGGCUGCGUCACCUGCGCAGACCUGGGGUCUCUCUCCUACUGUGAGCAAGGACACUUUAAUGAGAAAGUGAUCCCAGCUACCGAGAGAUCGUCUUCUACGGAUAACCUCUGUCGAUUGCGUUCCACUCCAACUCCAUAUGCCCUGCAGACCACGAUCCGCUCCAAUGAAUCUUUACCAUUGAAUAACCUGACACUGAGUUCUCAGAAAUCAGUUGAAGGGAAGUCUUCAGUGAGCAAGUACCCAGUGGAUCGGGUGGACCCAGCAGAUCGGGCGGAGCCAGUGGAUCGGGUGGAUCUAGUGGAUAGAGCAGACCUGGGGCAAGUGGGCCGUGCCGUCUGCAUGGCAGAUUCUAGCAGGGUGCCCAGGGAGGAGGCAGCCACGCGACGGCUCGGCAGGUUCUGGGCCUCUGCUUCACGCUCAGAGUCCGUGGAGCAGCUACGAGGCCGGCGCAUGGCCCAGGCCCACGAGCAGAGAAGUUCACCGUCCUUCUUCGAGGGCCAGGAGAGGCGGCAGGUGCUAGAGCACAGGAGGCCCCUAUUCAAACAGGAGUCUGCCCCACAGCUCCGUGUCGGUGAGCUCGGGAGCCGCGACCAGGUGCACAGCAAGGCUUGGGCCAUCCCUGAGCCAUCCACCACGGGGGGCACCACCCACUUCCCAUCCAGCCCCUCUCUCAGUCCAGCUGGCAGCCCCUCGUCCCUCCCUGUGUCUGGCUUGGAUUUCCGUAAAAGAUGGAUCCAGUCUUUAUCCAGAGGCAGGUCCAGCUCCAGAGUGAAGACGUCCCCAGUGCAGCCCUCACUGCUGGAGCUCUCGGUGGAUGAUCCUGAAGAGAUAUUUGGGUCCUUCCCUGAGGUAUUUUUAAACCAAGGAGUGAUGACAGACUCGGACUUGUGGCUCAGGAGCAGGGAUGGAGAACGUCCCCCAACAGGGGGCGAAGGAGGUUCCCAGAGAACCAGAGACACCCAGUGUCAAGUCCAAGAGACGGACACAAGCACCAGGGAAGAACUUCUGAGAAAGGAGGAGGAAGAUGAGGAAGGAGUUUCAGUGGAUGAACCCGAGUCUCCUUCAGUCGCCACCAGCGAAACCAUAGUGAAAUGGCAGUGGGAGGACAUGGUGCAGCAGGUGGCGGCGGAGGAUCAGACAUUAGCACAUGUGCUGCUGCCAGCAGCCAGUGGGAUCACUGCAGUCGCACUGAUAGAGCAGCUGCUUUCUGGGGACACCUUACUGAUGGAAGAGCAUUACAGGUGGAAGCAUGCUCAGGAGGCCAGCGGCCCGGACACAGAGGACGGCUUUGCAGCGGAUGUGGUGUGUUCUCUUAAUGCUGCUCAUCCAACCACUGAAGCUCAAGCUCAAGAAACUGGCCAGACACAAGGCGGGGCAGGAAGUGAGGUCACUAAGAAGAAGAGGCUGCUGAUGUCAUGCAUCGAGCGCCACCUGGAGGCACUGGCUGAGCGGCAGGCGGCUCUCAGGCAGGAGCUGCUGGCCCAUGGGGAGCGGGCCAAUGCCAUGGCCUCCCUGGUGCAGGAGCACUGUCUGCCACCGGAGUAUGAGCGCUACACUCAGUUCCUGGAUGACCUGGAGCGGGUGGUCAGCCUGCUUCUGUGCCUCUCCGCCCGUCUGGCCCGGGUGCAGAAUGCAUUGAGCGUUUCGGACCAACAUAUGGACCCGGAGGAGAAGGAAUCCCUGCAGAACCGCCACCGUUUGCUGUGUAGACAGAGGGACGACGCCAAGGGCCUGAGAGAGAACCUGGAGAGAAGGCAGGGCGUGGUGGCUGCCAUUUUGGCCAAAUACCUGAGUGGCCAGCAGCAGGAGGAGUACAAGCAGAUGGUGCAGACCAAGGCCUCACUGCUCAUCCAGCAGAAGGACCUGGACGAGAGGCAGCGUCUCAGGGAGGAGCAGCUGCAGGCUUUGCUGGGCAGCCUGCCCCCGUAGCCGCGCGAUGGCGCCCCCCAGCGUGGCUGCCAGUCAGGCCUGCUCUCUCCCGCUUCCUUCGGUAACCUGUGAAACUCGCGUUGGUUGUAUCUUCCGGUCUUUUGCUUUUGGGAUCUGCUUGAUUUCCUGCGAUUCCCUUUGCGAGGGAUCUUGUGUAAAAUACAGCAUCUUCUGCAGACUCACUUCUCAUGCCUCAACCCAGGGAUGCUGGUAGAAUAGUAUUUAGCCAGAAAUAUUUCUAUAGCUUAUUUUUUUUACUACAGACUUCUGGGUCCAAAACCUCAGAGACAGAAAUGCUGCUGUCCUGCUGUCCAGUAGAAGGCAGCUGUUCUUUGGAUACCAUCACUCUCAUUCCUGUGGAACCUUUAGUGGAUGAUCUGAGUAAUAAUGUCAGUCCUGCUUCUUCAUUUAUGAGAGAAGAUCAUGACAGCGUGAGGCCUUUUUGAAAGGCUGAUCCACAAGGUAGAGCAUUUUUGACCACAUUCACCCACAUUUUCUUUGUACUGCCCUGCAGUGGCAUGUUCAGAGAUUUUCAUCACGAUGCAAGUCUGAUGUUUUUACGACCGAUAACUAUUUAUUAACUAUUUGUUGCUGCUAUUUUAAUUAAUGCUACCCGAAGGUAACAGGUAAAGCUACCAGAACCUGGAUCUUUUGGUUCCUUUCCAUCCAUGGUUAUAUUUACCGAAGAGUAAAAUGAAAAAAGAGAAAAAACAGUGACCUUAAAACUGACACAAAACUAAGAUAAAAACAUAAACCAUUUUCUAAAAUACAGUACAAUGAGCCCCAAAACUAGUAUUUUUAGUAUAUAGUACCUAUGCUUCUGAAUUGUAUUUAUUUUGUACAUGUUAAUGGCAUAAUAAUUCCUCAAAUUAUAUGUAAUUAUAUGUGAUUGUAUGUGAAAAAGUGUGGGAAUGAUUAUGCAUUGUGUGAAACCAACCAAUGCAAACACCUUUUAUCUUUAGAUGGCAUGACCUUAGGUCACUCUAACUCAUGUGCAUUUCUACUCCGUAUAGCUACUCUCUUACUCACAUGCAUUUCUACUCCGUAUAGCUACUCUCUUACUCACAUGCAUUUCUACUCCGUAUAGCUACUCUCUUACUCACAUGCAUUUCUACUCAGUAUGGCUACUUUAUUACUCAAAUACACUUCUACUCAGUAUAGCUACUCUAUUACUCACAUGCAUUUCUACUCAGUAUAGCUACUUUCUUACUCACAUGUAUUUCUACUCAGUAUAGCUACUCUAUUACUCAAAUGCACUUCUACUCAGUAUAGCUACAGUACUCUAUUACUCACAUGCAUUUCUACUCAGUAUAGCCACACUCUUAUGCACAUGCAUUUCUACUCAGUAUAGCUACUCUCUUACUCACAUGCAUUUCUACUCAGUAUAGCCACACUCUUAUGCACAUGCAUUUCUACUCAGUAUAGCUACUCUCUUACUCACAUCCAUUUGUACUGGGUAUAGCUACUGUCUUGUAUAGAAUGCAGUAUAACAUUUUUGUUCCAUGCAUUCCUGAACCUCUCGUUACCUUCUCUUUUAAGCAUGUUGUUGUUAAUUACACGAGGACCCUGGCUUGCAGUGACAUUACAGACAUGCACCAACCUGACAUUGUAAUCGAUGUGUCUUCACCCUGCAGCUCUGAAAUCCUGCUGUUAAACAUCUGCUAUAAAAUAUUCUCCUUGCAGUUAUUUUGUUCACCGCACCAAAAGCCGAGAGCACUCAUGCUCGUCGUGGGUGAAUAAACCAUUUUCCCCUUGA